Molecule: messenger RNA, 780 nt
Organism: Penicillium waksmanii
Lineage: Eukaryota; Fungi; Ascomycota; Eurotiomycetes; Eurotiales; Aspergillaceae
Exons: 1
Coding region: 1-780 (259 amino acids)
Source: RefSeq, a predicted model, not a curated record
AUGAUCAAGGAAAGAAACAACCGUCAACAACCCUGGCAUGGAACGGACGGCGCACCAACUGAUUUGAACCAGCACUCCGAACCCCAGCUAACAGCAAGGCACUGGCCCCUCAAAUAUGGCAGGAUCCAAGCAGAGGGACAGAAGCGAAGACAAUGGCUGAAAGACGCCAACGAGCCAAACUGCUACAUCCGAAGAUCCACAUUGACCAUCAAGGACCUACGAACUGACUACAAGCUGCCGUGCACGCCUUACCCUUGCAGUCUCGAAAGUGUUCUUACACUUCAUUGGAUCGAACUUGGACCUCCAGAAACGUCUCGCUCGCCCGUUAAAGAGAAUAACUUUCGGUCCUUCCAUAUCAUGCACCAUGACUUUACCUGGAUUGGACAUACCGGCCCCGACAUGAUAACCCUUGAUCAAAUCGAGAGAAACGAAGACUAUGGCGCGCCGUAUAUCUCGCAGAUCACCAAAGCGCUCUACGAAAGCCACUUCGAUCUCGAUGGGCUAAGGUAUGUCUUUGUGACUAAUGUCAAGAAUAAGGAGACCCUCCAAUUCAUCAAACGCCAACUCUACAAUGAAGCCAACACCGGUCUGACAUGGCCGAAUGACAUCGCGCAACCCUGGGACAUUGGCACAUCGGAAUAUGACGCGUUGUUGGGUACCAGACUUGGGAAGACAGUCGCUUAUUUCCUCUUGGGGGCGUUUGGUAGAGGCACUCGACGAAUCCAGCGUAUCGCUACAUGGCCAGCACGGGUUGGGGGGGUUUGCAAACUUACGCUUUGA